Molecule: messenger RNA, 875 nt
Organism: Frankliniella occidentalis (western flower thrips)
Lineage: Eukaryota; Metazoa; Arthropoda; Insecta; Thysanoptera; Thripidae
Exons: 2
Coding region: 471-794 (107 amino acids)
Source: RefSeq, a predicted model, not a curated record
GCAUGAAUCCGGUACAGUAUAAGCAGAAAAAAACCACGGCGCGGAUCACCCACCCUGUACAUUUUACAGGGAGCUUUGUAUAGCAACAGUCAAAUAAAAAGAUGGCCCACAUAAAAAAAGUAAUUCUUGAUUACUACUACUUUUACUUCUACUACUACUACCCUGAUGGGGCCGCGGGACAUUAUCGGGACACAGGUCCCACGGAUGUCCUGGACUGUCCAAAUCUGACGGUGUCCGGGAAAUGAAACAAACUGGACAACGGAUCUGUGUCCAUUUUCUGUCCAGCCUUGUCCAUCCUCCUAGCAGGCCUAUACACUGUCCAGACGUUGUCCAAAACAAUGUCCAGGCUAGUCCAAGCUGAAGAAGUAGCUUACUGAUGGGGAGUUGAACAUCGGACCUUCGACCUGGGAACCCAUUGCGCUAACCACUAGGCUGUCGAACUUACUUACUACUAUCUAUGUGGCUUACCAAUGUCAUUCAGCGGCUUCCCAGCCAUGUCCAAAUGUGUCCAAGCUUGUCCAACUGCCUUCCUAACAUGCCCUCAUAUUGUCCAACCAGUGUCCAAAGUUGUCCAACCAGUGUCCAAAGAUGUCCAACCAGUGUCCAAAGUUGUCCAACUAAUGUCCAAAGUUGUCCAACCAGUGUCCAAAGUUGUCCAACCAGUGUCCAAAGUUGUCCAGCCAAUGUCCAAAGUUGUCCAACAAGUGUCCAAGCUUGUCCAACGGCACCUGUCCAAACUUUGUCCCUUUCUGUCCCAGGCUUGUCCAAAUUAUUUCUUAACAGCUCUUACAUGACUGUCCAGCCUGUGUCCAAAGUUGGACAUCGCUGUCAGAGGGAUGCGGUAGGACAGCGCUGGGACACAGGGGAAACCUAGG